Molecule: messenger RNA, 2586 nt
Organism: Lucilia sericata (common green bottle fly)
Lineage: Eukaryota; Metazoa; Arthropoda; Insecta; Diptera; Calliphoridae
Product: uridine phosphorylase 1
Exons: 6
Coding region: 289-1434 (381 amino acids)
Biological process (GO): uridine catabolic process; nucleotide catabolic process
Cellular component (GO): cytosol; cytoplasm
Molecular function (GO): uridine phosphorylase activity
Source: RefSeq, a predicted model, not a curated record
AUAUCAGUUGUAUUUUAGACCUCAACGAGUAUAAAACGUUGCGUUUAUUAUAAGACGUUUUUGUGUGUUACAAACAUAAAUACUUACUUGGAACAAAAAAAAAAAAAAAAAACAAGUUAAAGCCAAAGUAAUAAAAAAUCAAUAAAAAACGUCUAGCAAAUUCUUAAAAGUUAAUAAUAACCAAAAAAGUAAAAAAAAAUAUCUUUAAGGCAAAAAAGGGUCCUUUAAAGAAAACCUGUGCUAAACAAAAAUUUUGUGUUUUAAUAAAAAAAUAAAAUAAAAAUAAAUAUGCCUCCUACCGGUAUUUCUCUUGAUGAAGCUGAUCAUCAUCAUGAUUAUAAAUCCUAUUUUGAACAUACACACACCAAUGGCAAUGGUGCCCAUUUGGUAAAUGACCAAGAAGAUGAAGAGGAUGAUAUGUAUGCUGCAGUUCGUGAACAUACCAGAUAUUCCGAUGGCACAGUUAAACUACGUAAUCCCAAUAUUGAACUUAUGGAUCAGGAUAUUUUAUAUCAUUUGGCCUUAGGCAGUGAAUCGCACGAUUUACAUGAAAUGUUUGGUGAUGUCAAGUUUGUUUGCAUGGGCGGGACACCAAAGCGUAUGGAAAACUUUGCACAUUUCAUAAUGAAUGAAAUCGGCUAUAAAUUACCAGCGGGCACAAUGUUACAGGACAUUAGUGCCUACUCGUAUCGUUAUUCCAUGUACAAAGUUGGUCCAGUACUUUGUGUUAGUCACGGCAUGGGAACGCCCUCUGUUAGCAUUUUAAUGCAUGAAAUGAUUAAACUGAUGUAUCAUGCCAAGUGCCAUGAUCCCGUUUUCAUACGUAUUGGCACUUGUGGUGGUAUUGGUGUUGAGGGUGGUACUGUCAUCAUAACCGAGGAUGCCUUGGAUGGUCAACUUCGGAAUUCGCAUGAGUUUACUGUUUUGGGCAAAACUAUACAUCGUCCCGCUAAAUUGGAUAAAAAACUGGCCAGAGAACUUAAAUCUUUAGCAAGUCAAGAUGAUCCCUAUGAUACAAUUAUUGGCAAAACUUUAUGUACCAAUGAUUUCUAUGAGGGUCAAGGACGUUUAGAUGGAGCUUUUUGUGAAUUCACCGAAGCCGAUAAAAUGGCUUAUUUAGAAAAAUUACGUGAGCAUGGUGUGGUUAAUAUUGAAAUGGAAAGCACCAUAUUUGCAGCACUGACAUAUCAUGCCGGCAUCAAAGCUGCUGUGGUGUGUGUGGCAUUGCUUAAUCGUCUAAACGGUGAUCAGGUCAAUGCGCCCAAAGAAGUUAUGAAUGAAUGGCAAGAACGUCCUCAAAUUCUAGUGGCACGUUAUAUACGCAAAGUAUUAGCCCAAAAGGGCCAAUUGAAAAAUUUGUUCGGUCAACAAGGUUCCAUUAAAUCACCCAGACGUUUCAAAUUGGUACAACAAGAAUCUCAAGCUCAUGAAUAAAUUUUAAAUAACAAAAAGCCGGAAUAUUACCAAAUAAAUUUAUUUAACUACAAAUUAUUUUUGUAGUUGAAUUAUUCUCAUUAACACAAAACACAGACAAGACACACUAAACUAUAAACUAAAUAAUGUUAUAAAUAAAUUAAUUAAAACUACAUUAGGUUAUAGUCUAAAAAGAGUUAAAAAUCUUUCUAAACCUUUGAAAAAAAAAAUAGACAUACUCUAUAUACUUACAUAUAUAAAUACGUUCUUUAUUCCUCUUAAAUAAAUCUAAAACUUAAUAAACAAUUACAUAAAUAUAUUAAAUAAACCAAAAUAUUAUACUAUAUAAAUAUUUACACAAAUAUAACUAUGUAUUAUAUGGACAUUUAAGAAAAAAAUCUGUUUAUUUUUGUAAAACUUAUAAAAAAUCGUUCUGAAAUUUUUAAAUUUUCUAGACCCAGUUGUCUAUAGUUUUACAAAAAUUAGCUUAAAGGCCAAAAUUUAUAAAAUAUUUUAUUUAUUUUUUUUUAAUUCUAUAAAACUUUUUUAGUUUUCCUAGAAUUAAAAAAACAACUUAAAACAUUUUAUAAAUAUUGCUUUUUAAAUUAAAAUUUGCACAUUUUUUGUUAUUAACAAUUAUGUUUUUAGAACAAUUUUUGUUGUAAGAGUACUAAUUUAACAAAAAAAAAAAAAUUAAAAAUAAACCAUAAAUUCCAUAUUUAUUGUAAUAUAAGUCAAUUUCAUCAUAUUUUUAUUUUUUUUAUUAAUAUUUUUAUUUAAGGGUUUUUUAAUUAUAUUUUUUAUUUUAAUUUUUAGUUUUAUAUAAAUUUUUUUUUAUAAAUAUAUCAAAACAAAGCAUUUAAUUUGUGUAAAAAAAUAAAAUAAUUUCUUAAAACCGAAACAAUUUAGUUUUAAUUCAAAAUAUUUAAUACAAAUUAAAAUAAUUUUUCUUAAUAUGUUUAACAACUUUCGUUAUAUUUAUACACUUAGCUUAGCAACAUUUGUAAGCAACAUGUUGCUACAGAUGUUAGAGCAAGCAUCUUUAGUGAAAGUAAAUUUUGGAAACGACAUUUAAAGCACAAAAGUAUUCCAUUUUGUCUACAUUUAAGUUUUUUAUUGCAACAGAUCUCAAGUAGUAAAGCAACAACAUUUUAAAGAAAAACUAAUGCAUAA